Messenger RNA from Rhodotorula toruloides NP11, 1389 nucleotides. RefSeq names its product metacaspase CasA. The record is from RefSeq and is a predicted model, not a curated record. The transcript is spliced from 13 exons. Gene Ontology annotation, molecular function: cysteine-type endopeptidase activity. Lineage: Eukaryota; Fungi; Basidiomycota; Microbotryomycetes; Sporidiobolales; Sporidiobolaceae. The coding region runs from base 1 to 1389 and encodes 462 amino acids. Gene Ontology annotation, biological process: proteolysis.
AUGUCGUACCCAGGAGCAAACUACCACGCUCACAAGCAGCAGCACUACCAGCAGAACCAGGGCUACGCCCCGCCGCCUGGACCGCCUCAGGGCUACGGGUACGGAGGAGACAGCUAUGGAGGAGGUGGCUACGGCGGCGGUCCGGGUGGCUACGCUCCUCCCCCCGGUCCGCCGCCCGGCCAGUACGGCGGAGGAGGAUACGACGAGUAUCGAGGCCAGGGAGGGUACAACACGGGCUACACGAGUCCUCCCCCUUCGGACUACAACCAGGGCAUGCCGCACCCGCACCACGACCAGUACCAGUACAACGCUCCUCCCGAGUUUGGCGGACAGAACUCGUAUGCUCAGCAGUACGGCGCUCCGCUCGGCCCGCCGCCGACGCACUACGGCGCGCAGGAGCAGCAGUACAACGUUCCCUCGCAGUACCAAGGCGGCCAGUUCGCCAUGCACAGCACGCCGACCGGCGAUCAGAGCCAGUACUACUCAAACUUGUCGGGCAGGAGGAAGGCUUUGUGCAUCGGAAUCAACUACACCGGCACGCGCAACCAGCUGAACGGCUGCCACAACGACGCCCGCAACAUGGCCAAAUUCUUGUGCGAGCGAUACAACUACAAGGAGGAGGACAUCGUCAUGCUGCUCGACACGCCCGACGCGACGCAGAUGAGCUUGCCGACACGUGCGAACAUCAUUCGCGGCAUGCAGUGGCUCGUCAAGGACGCGCGGCCGAACGAUGCGCUCUUCUUCCAUUACUCGGGCCACGGCGGGCAGCAAGAAGCGACGGAAGGCGACGAGGAGGACGGCUACGACGAAAACAUUUACCCUCUCGACCACGAAGUCGCCGGCACGAUCGUCGACAACGACAUGCAUCGCUUGCUCGUCACGCCCCUCCCGCAGGGUUGCAGGUUGACCGCCAUCUUUGACUGCUGCCACUCUGGCUCCGCGCUUGACCUGCCGUACAUGUACUCGACCAAGGGCGUGCUGAAAGAGCCCAACAUGCUCAUGGACGCCGGCUCGGGCGCACUUGGCGCCGCGACGUCGUAUAUGCGCGGCGACUUGGGCGGCGUCUUCAAGAGCGUCAUGGGAGUCGGCAAGCGCAUCAUGAACGGUGACAAGGCCACCGAGUACAUGAAGCAGACGCGCUCGAGCAAUGCGGACGUCAUCAGCUGGAGUGGGUGCAAGGAUACACAAACGUCAGCCGACACGAGCAUGCAGGGACAGCCAACUGGGGCGAUGAGUUACGCGUUUAUCACUGCCCUCACCAAGUACCCGCAGCAGAACUACCUUCAGCUGCUCAAUACGGUUCGCGACGAGUUACAGGGCAAGUACUCGCAGAAGCCGCAGCUCGCUUGCUCGCACCCGCUCGACCUCAACCUUCUCUUCGUCUGCUAG